This is a messenger RNA of Pseudophryne corroboree (corroboree frog), 1635 nucleotides long. It is a transcript of the gene NDUFAF7, whose product is annotated as NADH:ubiquinone oxidoreductase complex assembly factor 7. Lineage: Eukaryota; Metazoa; Chordata; Amphibia; Anura; Myobatrachidae. Gene Ontology annotation, cellular component: mitochondrion. Gene Ontology annotation, molecular function: protein-arginine omega-N symmetric methyltransferase activity. The record is from RefSeq and is a predicted model, not a curated record. The transcript has 10 exons. Gene Ontology annotation, biological process: mitochondrial respiratory chain complex I assembly. Bases 27 to 1418 code for a protein of 463 amino acids.
ACAGCCGCUUCCGGGGUUCUGUUCCUAUGUGUGUGUGUGUGUGUGUGUGUGAGAUGAUUCCUGUGAGGCGCUGCCUCUUGGGGCUGGGAUGCCGCAUACUGGGCAGCGGGAUUCCCGGGCUACAGCGGGGGCGAAUGGGUGUGAUUCCCUUGACAUCUGCGUUUGCUUCAAGCCCUGUUUGCAGAUACCAAAGUAACAGAACUGAAGAAUCUCUUACCAGCACCUCAUUACUCAAACACCUUACUAUGAAAAUAAAAUCAACCGGGCCUAUUACGGUUGCCGAAUACAUGAAGGAAGUUUUAACAAACCCCCUAAAGGGUUAUUAUAUGCACCAUGACAUGCUGGGAGAACAUGGAGAUUUUGUUACAUCACCUGAAAUAAGUCAAAUAUUUGGAGAGCUAAUUGGGAUAUGGUGUAUUAGUGAAUGGAUAGCUGGUGGAAAAUCAAAAUCUCUGAAGUUAGUGGAACUUGGGCCUGGAAGGGGCACUCUAAUGGAUGAUAUUUUAAGGGUCUUUAUUCAGUUCCAGCAUUUACUGAAUUCUUGCAAUAUCUCCAUACACCUAGUAGAAGUGAGCCCUAAACUAAGUGAAAUCCAAGCACUUACGUUAACAGGAAAGAGUGUUGAGACAAAAUAUGAUGAGACGACAUCAGUUUAUAAGAAAGGAAUAACAAAAUCAGGACAUCCAGUUAAUUGGUACUAUGAUAUACAAGAUGUACCUCCAGGAUAUACAUUUUGCAUAGCACAUGAAUUCUUUGAUGCAUUACCCAUACAUAAAUUACAGAAAACUCAAGAUGGAUGGCGAGAAGUUCUAAUUGAUAUUGACCCAGACAAUCCACAUAAACUAAGAUUUGUCCUUGGUUCUACCAAUUCUCUUGUUGCAAGAACGUUUAUUCAGGCUGAUGAAAAAAGGGAUCAUGUGGAAGUAUGUCCAAGUGCUGCUGUAAUUAUUCAAAAGCUUGCCAGCCAAAUAAAUAGUUAUGGAGGGGCUGCUCUGAUAGCGGAUUACGGACACUCUGGUACCAAAAUGGACACAUUUAGAGGAUUUCGGGCUCAUCAAUUACACGAUGUGCUAAUAGCUCCAGGAACAGCAGAUCUUACAGCCGAUGUGGACUUUAGCUUCUUGAAAAGAAUAAUUGAAAACACAGUUGUCACUGUAGGACCCAUUGCACAACAUGAAUUCUUGAGAAAUAUGGGAAUUGAUUUUAGAUUAAAGGUACUUCUGGAAAAAAAUAAAGAUAUAACUAUUCAACAACAGUUAUUACAGAGCUACAAUUUUCUCAUGGAUCCAGAUAAAAUGGGAGAACGGUUUAAAUUUUUCUCCAUGUUUCCAGAUGGCAGAUUGAAAAGUAGUGAUCAUAAAAAUCCUAAUACCCAAAAUAACCCUAUAGCCGGAUUUACCCCACUAGAAAUAAGCUGAUGUAAAUGUUACAAGAGAAAGUUGUUCCAUGUGUGCCAAGUUGUAACAAAUGGUAAUCUUCACUUUGCAAAGCAGAACUAUUGAAAAAUUGUGUUUUAUGUAGUAUGAUUAUUUAUGAAAAAAAUUCUGUUUAUUUGCAUUAUACGUUUGUACAAAAAAAAAGUCUUUAUUUUAUCUGCAGUAUUUAAGACAUUAAAAGUAAACAAAGUAAAACUUA